CUGGUGGGUGGUGUUUGGAGCUCCCCGUGGACAAAACCCCGGUGCGCUGCUGCUGCUGCUGCUGCUGCAAGUAUCUCACUCCUCGAGUAGGACAGAUCUACUGAAAAUAUGGCAAACCCUGACAAGAGCAGCGCCGCAAUUGCGUACGUCUACAGGGGAACCUUUGUCCAUUCGACCCAGCAAACGGCGCUGCAGGUCCAGGAAGAUGCGCUCCUGGGAGUGGACACAGAGGGAAAGAUUGCCUUCAUUGGCGAAGGCAAGAAGUUAGAAGCACUGUCCCAGGUCUUUCAAUUCAGCCCAUCUGAAGUCACACAACUCACAGAACAUGAGUUCCUCAUGCCAGGACUGGUAGACACCCACAUCCAUGCGUGCCAGUACAGCUACGCCGGCACAGCCCUGGACCUGCCUUUGCUGCAGUGGCUUAAUACCUACACCUUUCCUGUGGAGUCACGCUUCAAGGACUUGGAGUUUGCACGCAGAGUCUACACUCACGUAGUGAAAAGGACCCUGACAAAUGGAACAACCACUGCAUGUUACUUUGCUAGCAUACAUACAGACGCCACCCUGUUGUUGGGCCAGAUUGCAAAUGAUUUUGGACAGCGCGCCUUGGUGGGUAAGGUGUGCAUGGACAGGAACGAUUCUGUAAAACAUUACAGAGAGAGCAUUCAGGAAUCCCAUGAUGAAACAUGCCGGUUCAUUAAAGAGUUCUUAGACAAGAAGUACCCUCUUGCGAAGCCGGUGGUGACUCCCCGUUUCGCUCUGUCAUGCUCAAGAGAACUGCUAGAACAGCUGGGAAAAAUUGCUAAGAAUAACAACCUGCACAUUCAGAGUCAUAUCAGUGAAAACAAGGAGGAGAUCCAGCUUGUUAAGGAGCUGUUUCCAGAAUCCGAGUCUUACACAGAUGUCUAUCACAAAUACAAUCUGCUCACUGACAAGACAGUGAUGGCCCAUGGCUGCCACCUCAGUGAUAAAGAGCUGGCUGUGUUCAAGGAGACAGGAGCCUCCUUGUCCCACUGUCCCAACUCCAACUUUUCGUUGUGCAGUGGAGUGUUAAAUGUCCGCAAUGUCCUGAAACACAAAGUGAAGCUUGGGCUGGGAACAGACGUGGCGGGAGGCUAUUCUUCCUCGAUGCUUGAUGCUGUGAGGCGAACUUUGGAUGCAUCCAAAAUCUUGACCAUCCAGGACCCAAAACACGAAACACUCAGCUUUGAGGAGGUGUUCAGACUGGCCACACUGGGAGGCAGCCAAGCCUUGUCGCUGGAUGACCAAACUGGGAACUUUGAAGUGGGCAAAGACUUUGAUGCCCUGAGGGUGAAUGUAGCGGCUCCCGGUGGACCCAUCGACCUGAUCCAUAGCGAGGGACCAAAGACUCUUUUGGAAAAGUUCUUGAACUUGGGUGAUGAUCGGAACAUAGUGGAGGUGUUUGUAGCUGGAAAGAAGGUGGUGCCAUUCACAGAGCCAAAGGCAGAGUAGACUGUUUGCUCCUCCCCAUACCUUCACCUGCCUCAAAGCCCAAAAUACUCAUGUAUCUGAAAGAUGCAAUCUACUGUAUGUAGCACAAGAUUAACCAGCCGAAAAUGACCUGUGGUUGCAUGGACUGCACUAUUGCACAACUGCAGAUAAAUAAGUAGGAAAUUGAGUUGUGAGUGGGCAAUGAAUUAUGGCCAUAAGAAUUCCAAAUAUCGAACAGAACAGAUGAGGCAGUUCAGUGAGGGUCAUAUCAUACAAGACUGAGGUCAGCUGGACUUGAAUUAAUUUUGGUCCAUCUGUCUUUUUAAAAGAUAAUAGACUGUUUUCACAGCAGUGACUUUGAUUUAUAAUAGUAGGGUAAUAUGGGUGUUAAAAAGGGAAUUUGGGACGAACUAAGUGUGGUGAACUUUGCACUUUUUCAUUUAAUUAGCACUUGAUGAUUAACAAGCAGAUUUUUGUUUUUAUCCACUUUUUGUUCUGGUGCACAUCAGACCUUUGAAAAUUCACUUGAGCCUCUAAAUAAGAUACAAACACUGAUGUUGGCAGCCUUUGCAGUGUGUUCAAUACAACAUGUUUUCCAUUGCAUAAUGAUAUGUCAGUGUGUCUAAAGUUAAGUAACAUAAACGUAGGCCUUGGUGCUGGUGAUGUAAAGCUGCUCAGUGUAUUUGCAGUGCCUGACCUGAUUAUCUGCAGUGGCUUGACGGUCACAUUUUCCUGCUUGCGUAGCAGGAAAAUGUGAUCCAAAGUCUGGAACUGAUUUGACUUCUAAUCGUUCAGUUUUUCACUGUACACUCCAUCCAAGUACACCCAUUCAAGUGUUAAAAAUGGCACAGACACAUGAUUCCAUAGCAUUCUCCUGACUGCAGUAGUUUUGUAGAGUAGAGUCUGCUGUUCAGUGCAGUAAACAACGCAAACUGUUCCAGCAGGAGGACAUUGUGUAUCAUGUGAAAUGAUAAAUGUUUUAACCUUCAUCAGUACUAACACUUGCUUGAUUUACUUCAAAUUCCACAUCCUGAUUUGACUUAGUGAAAAGCAACUUUGGCGCCUUAUUAUGAGAAUCAGUUUGUUCUAUCAAUUACAAAUCAAAUGUGUGUUGUCUUACCUUUACAAACUCUCUUUUAAUUGUUAGGAAAUUAAGGAUAAUUUAGCUGAAUAUGUGUUUGCUUUGAUGAAUAAUGUUUAAGACAUCUUUACUUUUGUACUGAAAACAUGGAAAAUUUGUAUUAUAUAUAUUUUAACAACAGACAUGUCUAUGUUAAAGUCUUGGUCUUUGUACUCUUUGAUAUGUUGCAGCAUGGCAGACUGAAAUAAAGAAUACCACCAGCCUG
Messenger RNA from Amphiprion ocellaris (clown anemonefish), 2798 nucleotides. It is a transcript of the gene gda, whose product is annotated as guanine deaminase. Gene Ontology annotation, molecular function: guanine deaminase activity; zinc ion binding. The transcript is spliced from 14 exons. Gene Ontology annotation, cellular component: cytosol. The record is from RefSeq and is a predicted model, not a curated record. Bases 109 to 1473 code for a protein of 454 amino acids. NCBI's taxonomy places the organism in Eukaryota, Metazoa, Chordata, Actinopteri, Pomacentridae. Gene Ontology annotation, biological process: guanine catabolic process.